GUUUUCCUUUUGUUUCUUAAUUAAUUUUGAUCUAAUUAAACUUGUUCUUUAUUUAAAUUGGUUUUUAUUAAAAUUGUUUCAACGAAAGUAGAAAUUUCUAUCUGAUCACUUGGUAGAUUUUUUGGUUUUUUCUUCAAACAAUAAGAAUAAUAGACAUUAUUUAUUCUGUUUACAUGGUAACAGUUGAAACCGAUAAACAAAUGGCGACUCAAUCAAUCCGGUGAACAUUUUUUACUAAUUGUUAUUUUUUUCUAUUUAGUUACUCUGUGAAAUAAUUCACUAUAAUUUCAAGUAGUUUGUCGAUCAUUUUGACAAUUUAUUGCGUUGUUUAACUAUUGUUGAAGAAAAGGAUUUCCCAACAAAAAGCGCGGUUAUUUCUUCACAUGUGAUUCUUUCUUGUCCAAUCCAAGGGAGUGACACUUUUUGAUUUCUCUUAUUCUAAUUUGAAGUUUUUAGAUUUUCUCUCGACUUUGUGAAUCGCUUUUUUUUGUUAGAUUUCAACUAUGGAUAGAAUGAAUUAUCGUCGACUUCAUGAUCAACUGGUGGCUACUGAUUCGGAUGCUUUUAAGCUUUACUUUGAACAGGUAACCAAAAUUGGCUGUAACCUUUACCGUUGUUCAAUGUCAGUUUGUUAUGGCGAUCAAACUUUCGAGGCGACUGGUUUUGGUACAAUCUAUGUUAAAGCAAUGGAAGAUGCAUCUGAAACUUUGAUCAAUAAAUUGCAGGCUCAAAAUUUGUUAAGCAAGAGUCUUGUCAAUAUUCAUCAACAACAACUUGAGUCGGAGAAAAAAAAGGUUUACGAGUUAAAUGGACAAUUAACUAUUGCUGAAGAUCGAAUAAGAAGUUUGGAGAUGAAAACAGUUGAACUCGAAAAUUGUGAGAAAAUAUUACUCGAUGAAGUUUGGAAUAUCAUCUCAUCAAGUAAUCUCAUCUCAAUGAAUGGUUACUUUAUUCAAGAGAAUGGACAAUCAAGGAAAGAAAAGAUUCUCAAAGAAUUGAAAAGAUUGUUUAAAAGUUCAUCAGAGGAAAAAUCUCAACUUCAACAAGUUUCAUGUGAGAAGGAAAAAAUUUGUGUCUCCAAAGAAAAUGAAAUCCGUCAACUCAAAACUGAUUUGAUUAAGGCCAAUGAGAUAAUCAAGAAGCAACAUGACCACCUGAAGAGUGCGAGUUACAAAGUCAGUAUUCUGGGUGAAGUGGCAACCAAACAAGACGAAGUCGUGGAAACGAAAGAUUUGAAGAUAAAAAGACUCGAAGGUGAUUUAAAAUUGUGCUUGGAAAAGUUGAAGAAAAGAGAAAACGAAAUUGACACCUGUAAAGAGGAAAACAAGGUUCUUCGAUCGAGAUGGGAAUCGAGUCGGGAUCAGAUUAAGACAAAUGAGAACGUGAUCACCUGGCUGAAUAAACAAUUGACAGAAUUACGAUUAAAAGUUGACGAAAAUUCUAAAGGAGAUGAAAAUCGACGGACAACUGUUGGAGGAACAAAUCCCUCAAAGGAAAUCCUACCGAAAGGCCGAGUAAUCGUUCCAGAACUGCCGAGAAUUAAUUUACGAGGUAAAAUCGAUCAGCCCGAAAACAAGACCGCAUUCAAACCGACUUCAUCGCGAUAUCGAACCGUUUAACUGGCACAUCAAGUCAAACCACUGAUUCUGGAUCAUCAAUCUAGAACCAGUGGUUAACCACUAAAAUCAACAAAAUUUAUGUCAAAUUUGUGGUACAAGCUCAGGGCUGAUGUACUUCUGAAAAAUUCAAAGCAAUUGAAUACAAAUCUGACUUGGAAAUCAAGGAAACACUUGUAGCCGUUGUGCCGCAUUCAUAUUACAUUUCAAUAUCCAAUUCGACCUUCAAGUCAAAACCACUCAUUUAUAAUCAUCAUCAUCAUCAUCAUCAUCAUUGGACUCAUCAAGUUACACAAUUAGAAAAUAAUUGAAACAUUAAACAUCAUAGUUUAAGGAAUGUUUUUAUGAGUAAUUAAAAAUAGGAGUUGCAAUUAAAGAUGAUUAAUACAAUUGUCAAAAGGAUCUCAUUGAAGACUUUCAAUUAGUAACGGAAUCCCUGAUAAAGAAAUACAAAGAAAUCAUCGCAAUGAUCACUCCAAUGAAAUCAGUAAUAUAAAGCCACCACUGUUUG
Molecule: messenger RNA, 2127 nt
Organism: Panonychus citri (citrus red mite)
Lineage: Eukaryota; Metazoa; Arthropoda; Arachnida; Trombidiformes; Tetranychidae
Product: spindle assembly abnormal protein 6 homolog
Exons: 2
Coding region: 504-1619 (371 amino acids)
Biological process (GO): centriole replication
Cellular component (GO): centriole; centrosome
Source: RefSeq, a predicted model, not a curated record